CUACUAACUACUAGUCUACUACACUGACCUGAAACAGCAACAAAACCCCUAACGCCUAAACCCUGAAACAGGCCCUCUCUUCCCUCCUUCCCUCAGCUGCAUUCGCCAGCCAAAUCGCCAUGGCGAAGACUCAGAAUAAAGCUCACAAGAAUGGGUGCCAGAAGAAGAAGAGCAACAAGAGUAAAAGGAACGGUCCAACUGCGGUCGCCAUGAAACAGAAGGCUCCGGCGGCGGACAAUCCUUUCGAGACGAUUUGGUCCCUCCGCAAAUUCGACAUCCUCGGCCGGAAGCGCAAGGGCGAAGAGCGCCGAGUCGGCCUCUCCCGCUCCAAGGCCAUCGACAAGAGGAAGAAGACGCUAUUGAAGGAUUACGAGCGGAGCACCAAGUCGUCUGUGUUCGUCGACAACCGGAUUGGGGAGGACAACGAUGAUCUUGGCGAGUUUGACAAAGCUGUUAUUCGAUCUCAGAGGGAGCAUAAGAUGAAAUUUGGGAAGAAGAGUAAGUACAACUUGUCAGAUGGAGAGGAGGAUGAUUUUGGCACUUCAGCUCUUGGCUCGUUUGGGGAAAGGGAUGAUUAUGAGGAUGAAAUGCCAUUUGAUGUUGAAGAUGAUUAUGGAGAACAAGAUGGAUCAAAAAAGAAGUCAGGCAUCUUAAGGCAUCUGAAUGCUCCAAAUGUGGGAGAGGAUGGUACUAAAGAAGCAGAAGAAAAUAUACAUAAAUCCAAAAAGGAGGUAAUGAACGAGAUUAUUAUGAAGAGCAAACAUUUUAAGGCCGAAAAGGCGAAAGAGAAGGAAGAGAAUGAAAAGCUUAUGGAAGAAUUGGAUAAGAAGUUCACAUCUUUAGAGCAGUCCAAGGUCCUGGCAUCUUUGAUUGAGCCUGGGAAGAUGAGUGCUUUGAAAGCUGCAGUGAAUAAGAACAUUCCAAAGGACGAAGACACAAACAAUAAGUUGACGGCUAAGAAACCGGAAAUUUCAAGUCAGGAAGAACCUGAUUAUUAUGAUAAGCUUUUCUCUGAGAUGGUGUUUGAUAUUCGUGCUCGCCCAUCAGACAGGACUAAGACACCAGAAGAGAUUGCCCAGGAUGAGAGAGAGCGGCUUGAACGAUUAGAGGAGGAGAGGCAGAAAAGAAUGUCCGCAGUUGAAGAUUCCAGUGAUGAAGACAAUGGUGAGGCUGAAAGACCCUCAAACCAGAGACGCCAAUCAGCAUCCGGCGAUGAUCUUGGUGAUUCAUUUUCUGCCGAAGAGCCUGGAACUAGAAAAGGAUGGGUUGAUGAGAUCAUUGAAAGAGAGGAAGCUGAAGAAUCAGGGGAUGAAGAGGAUGACUCUUCUGAGGCGGAGAGUGGGGAAGAAGAAGAUGAUGAUCAUGAAAGAUCGGAGGAACAAAGUGAUGAGGAAGAUAAUGCACGCGACAAGGCCCAGUCUCUGAAGGAUUGGGAACAGAGUGAUGAUGAGAAUCUCGAUACAGAUUUGGAUGAUGAUGAUGAUGAAGAGAAAAUCGAUGAUGCAAAGGAACUUACCGAGCCAAUUGGCCAGAAAAGGUCAAAGAAAAAUGCUGUGACUGUGGCUGCCAAAGUUAAUGAUGAAACUCAGAAUGCUAAGAAAAUCAAAAUAACCAGUGAACAAGACCUUCCAUUCUUGAUUGAAGCCCCCAAGAGCAUCGAAGAACUGUGUGCCUUGGUGGACAAACGUUCUAAUAAUGACAUCAUUGUUGUAGUCAAUCGAAUUCGAGCAAGCAAUGCAAUAAAGCUCGCUGCAGAAAACAGGAAGAAAAUGCAGGUAUUCUAUGGUGUGCUGUUGCAGUACUUCGCAGUUCUAGCCAAUAAAAAGCCUUUGAACUUCGAGUUGUUGAAUUUGCUUGUCAAGCCCCUAAUGGAGAUGAGCUCAGAGAUUCCCUAUUUCUCUGCAAUCUGUGCUCGUCAGCGUAUUUUGAAAACUAGAUUGCAGUUUUGUGAGUCGAUAAAGACUCAAGAAGGGAGUUGUUGGCCAUCUUUGAAAACAUUGUCACUGUUGAGGUUGUGGUCCAUGAUUUUUCCAUGCUCAGACUUCCGUCAUGUCGUCAUGACCCCAGCAAUUUUGCUCAUGUGUGAAUAUUUGAUGCGUUGCCCCAUCUCAUCUGGUCGUGAUAUUGCUGUUGGCUCUUUCUUAUGCUCCAUGGUUCUCUCUAUCACUCGAGAUUCUCGGAAGUUAUGCCCUGAGGCAAUAAUUUUUUUACGGACCCUGCUUAUGGCAGCCAGCCAAAGAUUGCCAGACUCUCAUCAAGAAUCUCAGUUUCAUCCCAUCAGAGAGUUGAAGGAAGUUAGGCCUCUUCUAAAUAUACGUGAUGAUGUGCCCGAGAUUAGCCCUCUUAAUUUCCUUUCAGUUAUGGAUAUGCCUGAAGAGUCGUCACUUUUUGCCUCAGACAAUUUCAGGGCACGUGUGCUGAUCAGUGUGAUAGAAAAUCUGAAGGGAUUUGUUGAAAUUUACGGAGGGCUCAGUUCUUUCCCUGAAACCUUCCUACCUAUUUCUACACUAUUGAUAGGGUUGGCAGAACAGGAAAACAUGCCACCUACAUUGCAGGAGAAAUUUAGAGAAGUUGCUCUCCUCAUCAAGCAGAAAGCCGAUGCACUCCAUCUCCUGCGUCAACCACUACAGAUGCGGAAGCAGAAGCCAAUCCCCAUCAAAUUACUUUCCCCAAAAUUUGAAGAGAACUAUGUGAAAGGUAGAGACUAUGACCCAGAUCGAGAGAGGGUAGAGAGGAAGAAGUUGAAGAAACAACUAAGAGAGGAAGCGAAAGGAGCGGCUCGUGAAUUGCGCAAGGACAACUAUUUCUUGCUGGAUGUGAAGGCACGAGAGAGGGCUCUGAGGGAGGAAGAAAAGAUGGAGGCACACGGUAAGGCAAAGGCGUUCCUUCAAGAACAGGAGAGUGCUUUCAAAUCUGGUCAGUUAGGAAAAGGCAGGAAGCGCAGACGAUGAGAAUUGGUGAGGAUCUUGAUACCCUACUUGAAACAUUUCUGCUGCUUUCUAGUUGUUAUGUAAUUCAAUUUCCCCUACAAGGCAGCUACUAGAGUCGUGUGAAACAUGAUAGGAAUCCAAAUUUUGGCCCCGUCUGUAGUAGUUUAUGCAGUUUAUUCUUUGUUCUGCACAGUGGAACCGAGAGAGCAGUAUGAUAUGAAUGUGAAAUGAGGCAAACUUUGGAAUGCAUAUUACUAUGGCAGCAUUUUGAGCAUCAUUUAGAACAGAACGAGGCAGCACUAGCAGAGGCCAAAUCGAUUACAGAUGGAAGUCAUAAAAGGGGAGGGCUCUCUUAUUCAGUACAACAAGAUCAACUUCUCAUCACCUUCUUCUCCAUCUACUUGUUGCGAAGAUCACGGAAGUACCCGGAAGGGUUCUUCUCGAAAUUAGCCCUGAACAUGCGGGAGUCUCUUCCUGGUGCUUUCAUGGUCUUGCCGCUGGAGCCUGAAAAGAGGGAAGCUAUCCCAUAAGCUACAGCUGCUACCCCGGCCACAGCACCAACCACCAGAGUUAUGAUGCUGGUAUCCUGAUCUUUUCCAGACAUCUUUGAUUCCUCGCAGCCGUGUUUGGUUUUCUGCAAGUGUUGGCUCUCUCACUCUCUUAUGAAAACUUAAUUAUCUGAUAGUCGUUGAAGGGAUCGUGGAAGUUUAGAGUGGGUUAGGUUGCUCUUUAUACUGCAACUUCAGCUGUGUUUCUGUAGUUAGUGGGUCCGCAAUUGCAUGGAAACUUCUUGGCCAAGUAGAUUCCUCUGUAAGUUCCCUGAAGAGCUUUUUGGAAAGUUGCUCCUAACUUUUCCAGAAACUUUGCCUCUUUGUUAUAAUUGUUUUUCUUCUUUGAUUUAAAUACAGCGACCAUAGAGGCAUAGACAGAGGUCAAUUAAUAAUAUUAUUUUCCCC
Molecule: messenger RNA, 3886 nt
Organism: Linum tenue
Lineage: Eukaryota; Viridiplantae; Streptophyta; Magnoliopsida; Malpighiales; Linaceae
Source: the annotation of a GenBank genome assembly